AUGCCUGCUAUUACAAAGGAUAAAUAUGUUACACGUGUUCAAACACCAGCUCGUAUUCAUCCAAGAUCUUUGGGUCCUAAUGAUGUUAAACGACUUGGUCCUAGUCAACGAAUAAAUGUAAAACGUACACAAACACAAUCAAUUCAAACUCAAACUGUACUUGCAUGUGUUAUUCUAAAUAAUGCAUACAAACAAAUAGAUGAAGCAACACAAACUAAUGAUGAUAUUGAUAAUGAUAAUCGAAGUGCAGUUAGCGGCAUUGCUUCACGUUUAAUCAAAUUUUUCGGUGGAAAGAUCGUCGCAUUAAUGAAAUUAUUUAAUGAUAUGAAAUAG
Molecule: messenger RNA, 333 nt
Organism: Rotaria sp. Silwood1
Lineage: Eukaryota; Metazoa; Rotifera; Eurotatoria; Philodinida; Philodinidae
Source: the annotation of a GenBank genome assembly